AUGACAAAACCUUCGAUUGAAUGCGUGCGACAUAUCUCAGGUGUUACUCUGAUAGGCGACCCACGCUUUGUUCAAGACUUGACCAAACUGGGCGCCCGUUCUCCCGAUGGUCUGAGCUACAGCUUUGAUUCAAGAUCCAAUGGAUAUUCCCGCAGCGAAGGAGUUGUAUUGAUUGUGAUCAAACGUCCUUCAGACGUGGAUCGUGAUGGAGAUACUGUUCGGGCAGUCAUUCACGCCAGUGGAGCGAAUCACGAUGGGCGAACGAAAGGAAUCUUUGCACCAUCUUCCGAGGCCCAAGGAAGGCUUGUACGUGGUACCUACAAGAGUGCGAAUCUCGGGUAUAAAUAUACGUCCUAUGUCAAGGCACAUGGUACUGGACGUCAAAUGAAGCUAGAAAAACGCAAUGGGUUUCAACGAAGCAAUGUAACUAAAGUUCAAUAA
This is a messenger RNA of Penicillium paradoxum, 441 nucleotides long. RefSeq lists its product as uncharacterized. The record is from RefSeq and is a predicted model, not a curated record. Bases 1 to 441 code for a protein of 146 amino acids. Gene Ontology annotation, molecular function: fatty acid synthase activity. The transcript has 2 exons. Gene Ontology annotation, biological process: secondary metabolite biosynthetic process; fatty acid biosynthetic process. NCBI's taxonomy places the organism in Eukaryota, Fungi, Ascomycota, Eurotiomycetes, Eurotiales, Aspergillaceae.